GUUGACGCCGCCCGUAUAUCGACUACUAGCUAACCCGCCAGGCACCUGGUAUUAUCGCGUCCUAUUUUACACCUGCCACUCAGAGCGGAGUGAAUCUAGGGCCCCAUUCAAGCCCCCUGUCGUGGCUGUUAAAUCUCACUAAGCUUGUCCUCUUCGUCAAGUUUACCUCCAAUCCCACAUCCCUUUCUUAAUCUACCUAGAUAUAUCACACCCAACAGUUCCUCAGCCUUUCACAGAGUAUUGCCUUAAUCUCCAGCAGAAUGUCACACGGAUCAGAGGGUCACACAAGUCGAAAGUUUUCCAGUCUUUUCCCGGCAACGGAGGCGCCCAUGUCGCCGUUUUAUGCCAUGCUCCAGUCAGCGCCACCAGAUUAUCUACUGCAACGCGAAGAGCCGCGCGAAUACCCGCCUGCUUUUCCCGUGUACUAUUUCUUCUACGGGACACUAACAAAACCGACUCAGCUCCAGAGGAUCAUCGACCUUGAGGAUGAGCCGAAGCUUCGCAGGGCCGAGGUGAUUGGUUACGACAUCGCGAAAUGGGGCGAUUAUCCUGCCUUGGUCAAUGGGAAACAGGGCCAAGUUGUUUCGGGGUAUGCAUACCUCGUAAUGUCCGAGGAAGAGGCUCGCAAGCUGGCCGAAUAUGAGACGAGGGCAUAUAAAGUUGCGCCCUGUUGGAUAUUCUUUCAGGAUGGGGAGGAGCCGAGGGAAGAAGGUGGGAAAGUGUUUAUGUAUGCUGGUGAUGCACAGGCAUUGUUGGAGGGGAGGUUUGAUCGGGUGCUGUGGGAGAGACAGAUGGGUGGGAGAUUGGGGUGAUGGGAGUUGGUUUUGUACGGGAAACUUUGGUUUUC
Aspergillus pseudotamarii is the source of this 847-nucleotide messenger RNA. Its product is annotated as gamma-glutamylcyclotransferase family protein. The record is from RefSeq and is a predicted model, not a curated record. NCBI's taxonomy places the organism in Eukaryota, Fungi, Ascomycota, Eurotiomycetes, Eurotiales, Aspergillaceae. The coding region runs from base 261 to 812 and encodes 183 amino acids. The transcript has a single exon.